Molecule: messenger RNA, 1981 nt
Organism: Syngnathoides biaculeatus (alligator pipefish)
Lineage: Eukaryota; Metazoa; Chordata; Actinopteri; Syngnathiformes; Syngnathidae
Gene: tmem108
Product: transmembrane protein 108
Exons: 6
Coding region: 959-1678 (239 amino acids)
Biological process (GO): postsynaptic density organization; dendrite extension; retrograde axonal transport
Cellular component (GO): endosome membrane; early endosome; axon
Source: RefSeq, a predicted model, not a curated record
ACAUAUUGACACCUGCGCUGGCAUGUUACAGUAUGAGGAUGGCUUGCGGUUUAUUUUUAUUUAUUUUUUUUUUUUGUAGGCAAAUGGAUUCAUCAUUGGGUGAGACACUUCUCAUUAUCUCACUGAUUAAAUUGUCUUUUGGUCGUGUUCAUCCAUAUUUAAAGGCGACUGUUUGUCUCACUGCAGUAAACGCCAGAUUGUGUUUACAUGCUGACUGGUGGGGAAGUAACAAAAUGUAUAUCAAUACACAAUGCUGAACUAUUUUUUUUAAUAUAUUGUUCUGAUUACUUUAUACAUUUGAAAAUGCAUGUCUGUACUUUCUACUCUUUAUGUAGCCCAAAUGAGCUUCUUGCGUUUCUUUUAGCCUCUGCAUGUUACCCAAAAGUUUCAAAGUUAAUAACUGCACUUGAGCUUUUCAGGUUUAAGGGCUGUGAACCAAGUCGGCAUUAAUGAUGAUGAGCGCAACGGAUGUCAGAGAAGCAAGGUCCUCCCUCCCUCACGCUCAGUGGGUGGCACCGCCGCGACCAAGCCUCGACGGCCCGGAGGCGGAGAGAGAUCUGCGUCACAUCCACGGAGCACAGCUGCCACGCUGGGGAGAGUGGGGCUCCGACCGGGGGUCCUCAGUCAGCUGGCACCGCCUUGCGCAUCGCAUCAGGACGCGGGAGCGUCGCUCGUUCUGCCGCGACCCUUCCGACGCACCCGGCCCCGGACCAUGUGCGCAUCGACGCGGUGAAGUGUGACUCGCCGCCCGGCGGUGCGCCCUUGCGAUCGGGGCUCGGAUACGCCGACGUUACCACGCCGUCAUUGAGAACCAUGAGCACUGUGGAGGAGGACCCGGACCACAUGAUACCAUGAAGACGAGCCUGCGGGUCCUGCGCUGCCGGCUGCUGAGUGUUUUCGCCUUCCUCGCACUGGCGUCAUCGGCGCAGGAGCUUCAUCUGGGCCGGGCCCUGUCGCCAUGGCGACCGGCAGCACCGGCAGCCCGGCCCCGGACUGGCACCGGGAAGGGUCCAGCGGCGGGGAAUGGUCGCACAACGCGAGCGCGGCCGACGUCGCCGACCGGCCGGCAGCGACGGGGGCAUCCCCGGAGAACCGAACCUUCGCCGGCCUCCCUCCUACAGAGACCGCCGGGACGGUCACGCUGCCGCCCGGCCGCCCGAACGCCACGGACAGCGACCUCGCCGAGGCGCGGUCGGCGACCGCCGCCCCGGACCGCCGUGGUUCCGCUCAGUAUACGGCGUGGACGGACGACGGGCGGGUGCCCCCCGCCACGCACGACCCCCGGGGGGCCAACGGCAGCUCCGGUCCCGCCCCGGACUCGACGCCGUCGUCCCGAGUCGCCGUCUGCCUGAGCCGCAUGGACGUCGUGUGGAUCGUGUUGGCCGUCGGCGUGCCCGUGUCCACGUGCUCCGUGCUGCUGACGGUGUGCUGCAUGCGGCGCAGGAAGAAGUCGUCGGGCCAGGAGAGCAACCUCAGCUACUGGAACAACGCCAUCACCAUGGACUACUUCAGCCGCCACGCCGUGGAGCUGCCCCGCGAGAUUCACACGCUAGAGAGCGAGGAGCACGACAGUUGCCUGCCACCAAACGGCGAGUACGGCGCGGGCAGCGUGGUGCUGGUCAACCCCUUCUGCCAGGAGAGCCUCUUCAUCAACAGAGACAAAGCCGCCGCCACCUAGUGACCUCUGACCUCCACUUUAUACAACAAACUGCGCGUGUGACGUGGAGAUGGGGGAGGGGGCUCGCCUAUUUUUUCUGAUGUACAUUUUCUACACACAAAAAUGUAUUCAUUGUGAUCAUUUUUAAUGUCUUUCUAAAUACACGCGUCUGGUUUGGUUUCAUGACUGGAAAAAAAAUGCUUUUGUUCUAUUAAAAGAAAAAGAUUUAUUAUAUAUAGCCUGUUCAACUUGAAUAGACCGUAUGGAUGCAUACAUACGUCAACAUAAAUGGGGGGGGGGGCAUCUCAAUAAAUUUGAAAGUGA